CUUUGAUUCUUUUGGAAGUUAUCUCUAUAAAAAUGGUUCUCAUUGAAAAGGCUUUAGUGUUCCUAAUUAAUGCCUUCAAGGAAAAGAACUACAUUGUCCUUCUAGCUGCUAUAUUAGGGGUUUUAAUACCGAUAAUAAUUUUCCGUCUUCGUCGGUAUCGAGACUCGAUUGGCAGGAAUCCCUUUGAGGAAGACACUGUCCGACCUGCAGAACCCAUCAUAGAGGAUCAAUCCGAGAGAGAUAAGAUCUUAAAACAGGGUUUUGCAACCAAGAAGAUCCCGGAGAACCUCGAUGCUGUGGUUAUUGGUAGUGGUAUUGGAGGCAUGACCUGUGCUUGUUUGUUGGCUAAAGCGGGCAAGAAGGUGUUGGUGUUGGAGCAACAUGAUCAAGCUGGGGGUUGCUGUCACACGUUUCAUGAUAAAGGAUUUGAAUUUGACACUGGAAUUCAUUACAUUGGUGAAAUGCAAAAUAAUACCAUGACAAAAUUCCUGAUUGACCAACUGACGGACGGACAGCUACAGUGGGCACCUCUGGAGAAGCAGUAUGAUACAGUAGCAAUAGGUGACCUGAGUAAACCAAAAAUCUUCCCAAUCAUGAGUGGAAAAGAGGAAUAUAGGCAUGCCCUGUAUGAAAAGUUUCCUGAUGAAAAGAAAGCCAUUGAUAAGUACCUAGAGCUUCUAAAGAAAAUGAGGAAGAGCACGAUGGGUUUCUUUGUUCUCAAGGCUUUACCCUAUUGGCUUGGUAGGAUUCUUGUAUCUACAGGUCUCAUACAUCUCUUCACUGACUACUUCAAGAUGGCCAAGAGAUCGUUAACAGAGGUUCUUGAUGAAUUAACUGAUAACAGAGACCUUAAGACGGUGUUAGCUUACUGUUUUGGAGAUUAUGGCACUAUCCCAAAAGAAGCCAGUUUUGCCAUGCACGCCAUUCUUAUCAACCAUUUCAUGCAUGGUGCCUCUUAUCCCCGUGGUGGUGCCAGCGAGAUUGCACUCCACAUCACACAAGCUUUGGAAAAAAGGGGCAGUACUGUUUUGGUCAGGGCCAAGGUGGACAAGGUACUCUUGAAUCCUUUGGGCCAUGUAAAAGGUGUACGUGUGUCUAAAAGCAGUGGUGAUGUUGACAUUCUCGCCCCUCUUGUUAUUUCUGCUGCUGGUUUCUACAACACUUACGAAAAACUCCUGCCACCCAGUGUUUCUCCAUUAAAUGAUAUCCUCCCCAAGACCAAAGGAGUCAGGCAUGGCGUCGGUGCAAUGUCUGUUUAUAUCGGACUGAAAGGAACGAAGGAGGAACUUGGAAUCAAAGCAAGUAACGUCUGGGCCUUCACUGGCAACAACUGCGACGAAAUCACCGAGGAAUACCUGAAAAUGAGUCCAGAAGAAGCAGGCAAUCAUGACAUCCCUCUUCUCUUUAUUUCAUUUCCAUCCACUAAAGACCCGGAAUGGGAGAAGCGAUUCCCAGGAAAAUCCACUUGUACUAUCGUCUCGUUUGCACCAUUCGAAUGGUUUGAAAAGUGGGAAGAGAUGAGGGUCAUGAAAAGAGGGGAAGAAUACGAAGAGUUGAAGCUUCGCAUUGCCCGACGUAUGUGGCAGCAAACGUGCCGCUAUUUCCCUCAGCUGGAAGACAAGGAGGAGUUCUUUGAUGCUGGGUCGCCAUUGUCCAAUCAGUAUUACAUCGCGUCCCCUCGUGGGGAGAUGUAUGGCAUAGAUCACAACAAGGAUCGCUUUAGCCCCGAGACCUGCAUCAACCUCCGUCCAGAAACGGGUAUUCCUGGAUUGUACCUGACUGGACAAGAUGUUCUGACCUGUGGUUUUGCCGGGGCCAUGUUCGCUGGGCUGUUCACUGUGUCUUCUGUCUUAAAUAGAAAUAUCAUCUCAGAUUUAAUGAGUUUGCGCAAGAAGGCACGGAAGCCAAAACUUCAAUAAAAAAAUCGAUAACUUUAAAUAAAUUGUGAUCAAAGGGCAAGACAUCUCUAGCCAUGUAUAAUUUUCUUCAUGCUUUCAAACUUCACCGUGGAAACAGCGUAGUAUAAACAUGUAUACUACUGUGAGUUAACAAUUUUAAAACACGUCAAUCAAGGAUUCCUUUUCACUUUUAACACUCAAUCUUCUCUAUCACCAAUCGGAAAAAGCACCAUAUGUCAUUACAAUAAUAUUAGAGUCCACUAAAGCAGCCCCAUGGUACAAGGCGUUCUGUAAUUCCAGAAGCUCCAAUAGCGACGCAAGCCAAGAGACUUUAUUUCAUUGUGAAAGUAGGCUAAACGCAAACCAUAGUUAAUAGAGGGGGAAAUAAAUAAAAUAAAUAAAUCACUUUUAUUUAA
Actinia tenebrosa (Australian red waratah sea anemone) is the source of this 2314-nucleotide messenger RNA. Its product is annotated as all-trans-retinol 13,14-reductase. Gene Ontology annotation, molecular function: oxidoreductase activity. The record is from RefSeq and is a predicted model, not a curated record. Lineage: Eukaryota; Metazoa; Cnidaria; Anthozoa; Actiniaria; Actiniidae.